This is a messenger RNA of Nycticebus coucang (slow loris), 1559 nucleotides long. It is a transcript of the gene TAFA5, whose product is annotated as TAFA chemokine like family member 5. Gene Ontology annotation, biological process: G protein-coupled receptor signaling pathway. Gene Ontology annotation, molecular function: receptor ligand activity; G protein-coupled receptor binding. Lineage: Eukaryota; Metazoa; Chordata; Mammalia; Primates; Lorisidae. The transcript has 4 exons. Bases 176 to 553 code for a protein of 125 amino acids. The record is from RefSeq and is a predicted model, not a curated record.
AAAGACACAAAUCGCCUCCCGGAGUGGCGCCUCCAGUCGCGGCGGAGCGCGGCGUUGGCGGCGGAUGGAGGGCGAGAGCGGGCGGCCGCGGCGGCUGCACCCGGCGGGGCGCUGAUGCGGCGCCCGGACCUUCGCUGCGCGACUUCGGGGGCGUCGGCCGAGUUGGCACUCCGCGAUGCAGCUCCUGAAGGCGCUCUGGGCACUGGCUGGGGCCGCGCUCUGCUGCUUCCUCGUCCUGGUGAUCCACGCUCAGUUCCUGAAAGAAGGUCAGCUGGCCGCCGGCACCUGUGAGAUUGUGACCCUGGACCGGGACAGCAGCCAGCCCCGGAGGACGAUCGCCCGGCAGACGGCUCGCUGUGCAUGCAGGAAAGGGCAGAUUGCUGGCACCACGAGAGCACGGCCUGCCUGUGUGGACGCGAGAAUUAUCAAGACAAAGCAGUGGUGUGACAUGCUCCCGUGCCUGGAGGGGGAAGGCUGUGACCUGUUAAUCAACCGCUCAGGCUGGACGUGCACACAGCCUGGCGGGAGGAUAAAGACCACCACGGUCUCCUGACAAACACAGCCCCUGAGGGGCCCCCAGGAGUGGCCUGGGCUCCCUGGAGAGCCCACGCCUUGGCCACGGUCCUCCGUCCGCUGUGGACUUCACCUGUUCUCUGCCAUCCAGCUACUCUGCUCCCUGUGGCCCACCAAGGAUAGCCUCGUCCCUCGGCAUCCUGUGCUCCAGUGCAGCUGAACCGAGGAGGCCAGGACUAGGACACAGGUGGGGGCAGCGUCAGGCAUCAGCAAUACUUGGUCUGCGGGAGCCUGCCCGUGCCCACCGUCUGCCGGCCCUGGCGUUGGCCUUGCUCUCGGAGGAAGGCGAGGACAAGGGGGACGAGGAGGCACUGGUGGCCAGAAGAGGCUGCAGCCCAGCCAGCCUCAGACACGACACCCAGCCCGGGGAACUGUCAGGUGCGGAAGCUGCCUCCUCUCGUGCCCAGACUCUGUGAAUUGCUUUUAUUUUCUUAUACUUUCAGUAUACUCGAUAGACCAAAGAGCAAAAUCUAUUUUACCGUGGAUGCACCCUGACUGCCUGAGUCCCAGGGUUCUGUUGUGGGGGCGGGGGACACGGUGGCAGAGACAUGCUGGUGGCCCCAGUGGAACAGAGGGGGCAGCCCUGGCAGAGGCCUCCACCGCACGAACACUCCGGCACAGCCUGCAAGGACGGGCUCUGGCUGGAAGGAGGCCGAGACGCACCUGCAGGAAUCGGCCAGCGCAGUGCCGGGGGUGGGGCCUGCGCAGACACCGCCAGCCCCCCAGGAACACAAGCCGCUGUAUUCCUCUGUACUUAAAUGGACUUUAUCGUACUAAAAUCACUUUCUGUUUUAACCAGUUAAACAUGCCUCUUCUGCAGCUCCAUUUUUGAUAGUUGGAUAAUCCAGUAUUUGCCAAGAGCAUGUUGGGUCCCCCGUGACUGCCGUCACAUCCGAUACACCAUUUAGCUCCAGAAAGCAAAUUAAAGAAAACUAAAGUAACACUUGUUUGGAAGAGAUCAUUAAAUGUAUUUUGCAAAGCCUAAA